Sapajus apella (tufted capuchin) is the source of this 1981-nucleotide messenger RNA. RefSeq names its product Golgi pH regulator. Gene Ontology annotation, biological process: intracellular pH reduction. Gene Ontology annotation, molecular function: voltage-gated monoatomic anion channel activity. Bases 548 to 1555 code for a protein of 335 amino acids. The record is from RefSeq and is a predicted model, not a curated record. Lineage: Eukaryota; Metazoa; Chordata; Mammalia; Primates; Cebidae. The transcript is spliced from 14 exons. Gene Ontology annotation, cellular component: Golgi cisterna membrane.
UGCUGAUUGGCUGGCUGGGGCGCAGCUUGAUGGCGUCGGGCUUGCGAGCCGCUGUCCCGGCUGCGACACCUGGGCGAAGGCUGCCUGAGUGAGGGGGCCGGUGGCCCCAGCGUGCAGUGGCCUCGGGGAAUGGGAAGUGGAGGCAGGAGCCCUCCCUACACUUCGCGAUGAGUUUCCUGAUCGACUCUAGCAUCAUGAUUACCUCCCAGAUACUGUUUUUUGGAUUUGGGUGGCUUUUCUUCAUGCGCCAAUUGUUUAAGGACUAUGAGGUACGUCAGUACGUUGUACAGGUGAUCUUCUCCGUGACGUUUGCAUUUUCUUGCACCAUGUUUGAGCUCAUUAUCUUUGAAAUCUUAGGAGUAUUGAAUAGCAGCUCUCGUUAUUUUCACUGGAAAAUGAACCUGUGUGUAAUUCUGCUGAUCCUGGUUUUCAUGGUGCCUUUUUACAUUGGCUAUUUUAUUGUGAGCAACAUCCAGCUACUUUUGUCUCCUCUGUCUCAGUGCAUAAACAACGACUGCUUUUUUCCUGUCUCUUAUGGCUGACCUUUAUGUAUUUCUUCUGGAAACUAGGAGAUCCCUUUCCCAUUCUCAGCCCAAAACAUGGGAUUUUAUCCAUAGAACAGCUCAUCAGCCGGGUUGGCGUGAUUGGAGUGACUCUCAUGGCUCUUCUUUCUGGAUUUGGUGCUGUCAACUGCCCAUACACUUACAUGUCUUACUUCCUCAGGAAUGUGACUGACACAGAUAUUCUAGCCCUGGAAAGGCGACUGCUCCAAACCAUGGAUAUGAUCAUAAGCAAAAAGAAAAGGAUGGCAAUGGCACGGAGAACAUUGUUCCAGAAGGGGGAGGUGUAUAACAAACCAUCAGGUUUCUGGGGAAUGAUAAAAAGUGUUGCCACUUCAGCACCAGGAAGUGAAAAUCUUACUCUUAUUCAACAGGAAGUGGAUGCUUUGGAAGAACUAAGCAGGCAGCUUUUUCUGGAAACAGCUGAUCUGUAUGCUACCAAGGAGAGAAUAGAAUACUCCAAAACCUUCAAAGGGAAAUAUUUUAAUUUUCUUGGUUACUUUUUCUCUAUUUACUGUGUUUGGAAAAUUUUCAUGGCCACCAUCAAUAUUGUUUUUGAUCGAGUUGGGAAAACAGAUCCUGUCACAAGAGGCAUUGAGAUCACUGUGAAUUAUCUGGGAAUCCAAUUUGAUGUGAAGUUUUGGUCCCAACACAUUUCCUUCAUUCUUGUUGGAAUAAUCAUUGUCACGUCCAUCAGAGGAUUGCUGAUCACUCUUACCAAGUUCUUUUAUGCCAUCUCUAGCAGUAAGUCCUCCAAUGUCAUUGUCCUGCUGUUAGCACAGAUAAUGGGCAUGUACUUUGUCUCCUCUGUGCUGCUGAUUCGAAUGAGUAUGCCUCUAGAAUACCGCACCAUAAUCACCGAGGUCCUUGGAGAGCUGCAGUUCAACUUCUAUCACCGUUGGUUUGAUGUGAUCUUCCUGGUCAGCGCUCUCUCUAGCAUACUGUUCCUCUAUUUGGCUCACAAACAGGCACCAGAGAAGCAUAUGGCACCUUGAACUCAGGCCUACUACAGACUGUUAGAGGCCAGUGGUCUCAAAAUUUAGAUAUCAGAGGGGAAGAAAAUGGAGGGAACCAGGGCCUGACAUUUUACAAACACACACGAUGUAGCAUUUUUACCGCUAGCAUACUCCUUCCCCACAGGGCGAUGCUAGGAUCACGAGUAGCAUCAGCCAGAACAUGAGGGAGAGAAGUAACUCAAGACAAUACUCAGCGGAGAGUGUCCUGUGUGGACUUGAGGCUGGUGCAGAAGCGGAGAGGAGCCAAGACACUAAAGGGGAAAAAUACACUGGAACUCUGGGGCAAGAGAUGUCUGUGGUAGCUGGGCCAAACAAACACCCAGGAUUUCCAUUUUAAGGUUCACAUGGAGAAGGUUACAGCUUUCGCCUGAGAUUGACUGUCAUUAAAAUCAGAGAUUGUAACAC